AUGGUGGAUAACGAUAAUGACGACUCAUCCAUCAUCACAAACAAGAACAACAACGCCAAGAACCCUGCCCUUGAUCACUCAAGUCCAUAUUACCUAUAUCCUGUUGAAAAUCCCGACAUUGUUCUUGUAUCACCUCCAUUAUCGGAGAAUAACUAUGAAUCUUGGAGUAGAUCCAUGAAGCGAGCUCUUCUCAGCAAGAACAAGAUCAAGUUUAUCAAUGGAAAGAUAACAACUCCGGACAAAAAUGAUUCCUUGUUCGAUACUUGGGAACGCUGCAAUAACAUUGUGCUUGCAUGGAUCUCUACGACUCUUUCUCCUGACAUUGCACAUAGCAUAAUCUAUAUCGACAAUGUUGCUCAAUUCUGGACAGAUCUUCAACAUCAUUUUUCAAAAACUGAUCAUUUCAUAUUAUCGGAUCUUCUUCAACACAUUCAUUUUAUGCGCCAAGGAGACAAAUCGGUAACAACGUACUUUAAUGAACUCAAAAUACAUUGGGAAGAUCUGGAAACUCUCAGAGUUCUUCCUUCUUGUACAUGUGGUGCUCAUGCUACCAUCAAGAAACAACGUGACAUGGAGUAUGUUAUGUGUUUCUUGAAAGGAUUGAAUGAAAACUACAACACCAUCAACUCUCAAAUUCUUAUGAUCGAGUCUCUUCCUGAUGUUUUGAAAGUUUUCUCUUCGAUCUUGCAACAUGAACGUCAAAUCUCUUCUUCUUCUUUCUUUGAUAAUUCUAACAUUCUCUUGGCUCAAUAUCAACACAUGACUUCAAAUAGAUUUAACGCCAAACACAACAAAGGGCGUGGAAAACCCUCUUCCUACACCAAAUCCCCAAGUAACUCCAAAGUGUGUUCAUUAUGUGGUAAGACAUGCCAUAUUGUUGAUACCUGCUAUUUCAAACAUGGCUUCCUACCAGGUUUUCGUUUCAAAUAUAGAGUUGGAUUCACCAAUAUUGUUGCUACUGCUCAAUAG
Lathyrus oleraceus (garden pea) is the source of this 969-nucleotide messenger RNA. RefSeq lists its product as uncharacterized. The coding region runs from base 1 to 969 and encodes 322 amino acids. The transcript has a single exon. The record is from RefSeq and is a predicted model, not a curated record. Lineage: Eukaryota; Viridiplantae; Streptophyta; Magnoliopsida; Fabales; Fabaceae.